AUGGUGGAGGGACAAGAAAGACCAUUACCACAGCAAUUUCCUGCACCAGGAAAAUACCCUUGGCUGUUAUACCGUCAUGGCAAAGGCUAUAACGACCUAACCUUUUGCACGAUAUCUCCUUCUGGACCUGUGAAGAGCGAGCGAAAGAGGAUCCCAGAAUUAAUAGAUAAAACAGUUGUAUAUUGUUCUGAAGACGGCUGGUUAGUCUUGGCCGAUAUCGAGACCAAGUGGACGUACUCAAUUUGGAACCCCGCGACUUCACAAUGCUUUGAUCUUCCCCGUCUAAAAUCAAAGCUGCUCUUUAUCGAUAGUUUCUUGUCAUCGCCGCCAACUGAUCCAGGCUGUUUGGUAAUGUUAUUUGUGGCUAAAGCCCCGAUAAUCUUGUACUGCCGUCCUGGUGACCAAGAGUGGACUGAGUUUAAUUAUGGUGAGAGUUUGAAGGCCCAAACUUCAACCACAAAAGACAGCCGAGAAAAUUUUCUGUGUCAACCCGUAAGCUGCAAUGGUAGAAUCUAUGCGACAUCCGCAAGGAUUUUCUGUUUGAUGCGCAUAAACUUGGACAAGGAAUCCAACACUAUUUGUGGCAUAUCUUUAUUGAACCAGCAAAGGCCACCUUGGUACCACUUCCACUCAAUUCUUGUAAACCUUUGGUUGGUGGGAUCUGGGGAUGAGCUUUUCUCAGUUCACAGCUGUUAUGGCUCGCUAGACUUUUGCGACACCCUGACUAUUGAGAUCAACAAAUUCAACUUCCCAUCAAAUUUAUGGGAGAAGGUGACAAGUCUGAAUGGCCGAACCUUGUUUUUGGGCGAGCACUACAGCUUUUCGUGUCCGGGUCCAAUGGCGUCGUGCGACUCAGACUCGGACAUGGAAGAAGCUGGGAGAGGGAGUUGCAUUUAUUUCACUGACCGCUUUGAUGCAACGUUGUACUCGUACAAGAUCGAGGAUGAAAGCAUUACAACGUAUUUACCUUGCCCGGAUUUACCAAAACCAUGGCUUCUUUUUCCCACUUGGAUAAUGCCUGUUCAAAGGUCCGAGCACCAUACAACUACCAAAGAAGAUGAAGAAAUGCUGCCCCAAGAAAAUAAUGUUGAGGUCAAUAAUAGUAGCGCAGAGAUCAUCGAGGAAGAGGGACGCUUGUGCGAUCUCCCGCCAGAUAUGCUCGCAAUGGUCUGCGGAAAUCUUUCUUUUGUUGAUUACAUGAAUUUUCGUUGCCUUAAUAGAAUCUGUGCCUCCACCGUUAGGAUGAAAUCCAACUCACUCCCUCGGCCAUUUCUCAUCUUCUCCAAUAGAGAAAAAGGAGUCUAUGAAAUUGUUGAAUCCAGGCUACAGGGCAAGCACUCAGUCACGGUUCCUGAGGCUAUUGAAGAUCAUACAAUUCGCUAUGCCAAGGACGGAUGGUUACUGCUGGAUAAACGAAAUUCUGUUGCUCUCUUUAAUCUAUACACGAAGGAGAUCAUUCGUUUUCCGGAUACGCCUCGUGAGUGCUACACAAGCUUUGUUUUUACAUCCUUGCCAUCUUCCGCGGGUUGUUUCGUUUUUGCAAGCUUAGGAGUUGACAAAGAAGUCUGUUUCCACCAUUUCAAAAUGGGAGAGCAAGAAUGGAGGCAAGUGGGAUUUGGCCAAGCCGAAAUAAAAUUCCAGCCCGGUUUUAGCAGCCCGCUGCUCCACGGGGGGACUUUCUAUUACCUAAGCAAGGAUGGCAUACUUGGAGGUCUAAAGCUAGAAGCCGAAACUGAUAAUGACAUCAUGGAGAUGGAGGAGGAUGGAAAUGCCGAGGUUGAAGAUGGUAACUAUGUUAUGGAAUGGAGAAUUAAUCUCGACCUGGAAAGGCCUUGCAAGAAUUUUCGACGCACUUACUUGGUGGAGUGUGAUGAGAAUCUUCUGUCUGUAUUUGAGGGGCGCAGGGGAAAUAGAGUUUGGAUUCGAGUGUACAAGCUAAUUAACGACGAGCAGAACUGGCAAGAGAUGAACAGCUUGGGGAACUAUUCACUGUAUCUCAGCCGGUAUUCAUCUAUCGCCCGCCUUGAGGAAAGCCCAGAUAUGGCCAACAGAAUUUACUUUCCCAGAUUUUAUCAAGGUGGCCUGCUUUAUUAUUCUUUGAGCACCAAGAAGUAUCAUUCCGUUGGAAGCGACGAUUUACUGGACAACUUCUUUGGCACUACAAUGUACAACGAUUGCGCUUGGGUUGAUCCGAGACGGCGCUAG
Coffea eugenioides is the source of this 2205-nucleotide messenger RNA. RefSeq lists its product as uncharacterized. Gene Ontology annotation, molecular function: protein binding. The transcript is spliced from 2 exons. NCBI's taxonomy places the organism in Eukaryota, Viridiplantae, Streptophyta, Magnoliopsida, Gentianales, Rubiaceae. The record is from RefSeq and is a predicted model, not a curated record. Bases 1 to 2205 code for a protein of 734 amino acids.